This is a messenger RNA of Ixodes scapularis (black-legged tick), 2586 nucleotides long. Its product is annotated as protein phosphatase 1 regulatory subunit 21. The record is from RefSeq and is a predicted model, not a curated record. Bases 162 to 2372 code for a protein of 736 amino acids. The transcript has 21 exons. Lineage: Eukaryota; Metazoa; Arthropoda; Arachnida; Ixodida; Ixodidae. Gene Ontology annotation, cellular component: early endosome; membrane.
AUCUCGGAGGAGGGGGGUAGACAAUUUCCGGCGGAGGGCGGGUCGAUCGCUUUCGCACUUAUCCCGCUUAUCCACCGAGCCAGCGGCGGUCACCUGUGCCGUGCGUGGGGCGUGAAUGAACGACGCCGCAGUGAGGUAAAAGCGGUCCCGAGCCUGCCCCGAUGGACGAGGGCUCUUCCCCCGAAGGAGCACUCCCGGCCAAGUACCAGAAGCUCGCGUACGAGUACUCAAAGCUCCGUGCCCAAGCCCAGGUGCUCAAGAAGGCAGUCUCGGAAGAACAGUCCAGGAACGCAGAGCUCAAGGAUGCACUCAAGGACAAGGAGCAGGGCGUGCGCAAGCUGGAGCAGGAGGUGGAGAGCCUCAACUUCUGCAACCAGCAGCUGACCAAGCGGGUGGGCUUCCUCCAGGAAGAACUGGAAGGGGACCGCUCCAAGAAGGACAAGAAGAAGAAAGCGGCAGCACCUUCCCCUGUGCACCAGGGCGUCAUUGAUGCUGAGCUUCAGAGUCGGAUAGAGGAGAAUGAGAAGCUGCACCUGCAGGUGUCGUCUGCGGAGUUUGAGCACCGUCGGACGGUGGAGCGUCUGGAGGAGGAGCUGGAGCAGGCGAGACGGGCAGUGAAUGCCCGGGAGGGACAACUGAGCCAGACCCUGUCGCUCCAGGAAGAGACCAUCUCCAGGCUCACCCAGGAGCGGGCAAGGCUGGAGCUGAAGCUCAAGUCUUGCGAGAAGGAGCUGAAGGACGUGUCGCUGAGGAAUGAGAUGAGCGAGGCGGAGCUGAGGGACGUGAAGCAGAACCUGGGCACCAGGCUGAGAGCUGCCACCCGGACCAUCGAGCAGACGGUGCUCUUCAAGGACUCGGGGGAUGGCCGCGCGUGUGGCCUGGACGUCCCCGUAACGACGGGGGCCCAGGAGAGCGGGGUGCGGGCACUGCUGUGCCAGCUGGCCGAGCUGCUGCCGGAGGCCGGCCAGGCCCUGUCCAGCCUGCACACGUACUCCGAGCAGCGGGUACGGCUCCUCCUGGCCACCACGUCGGGGCCGCAGGGCCCCCUCCUCAGGUUUGCGGAACACCUGCACAGCAACGUGUCCCAUUUGCAGCCCAUAGAGGAGGCCUACCAGAGCUACUUUGAUGCCGUCUGCAGGGACGGACUCUACCUUCUGGACGGAGGCCCGGCCCUGGAGCAGCUAUCCCUGGCGGUCUCCAAGUAUGCGUGCUACCUCAACAAACUGCUGCCGUACGUUGCACUCAGCCUGGGAGCGGCCGCCCUCAGCCCAGACGCCAAAUCCCGUGAGCUGAGGGCCCGGCUGGGCCAGACUGCCGCCAGGGUGGCCGUCAAGUUCGGCAAGCUGGACCGGUACCUCCAGCUGCUGGCCGCGAAGGGCUGCCAACCCUGUGCCAAUGGCUGCCACUGUGCGGGCUAUGUGGCAGUAGCCAGUCACCUGGUCAAGGUCGCCAAAACCCUCUGGGAGGACUUCGAAGAUGCCAAGAAGCAGCUGAGCUCGCUGAUGCUGCUGGAACACGAGCUGCCAACGGUGUCUGCGGAAGCCAAGACGACGGACGACUGCCUUAUCAGCAGCCUUGUGUCGGUCGUCGGCUGCUGCAAGAAGAUUUCCAAAGCUCUGGAGACGCACUCGCACCUGAUCCUCGGGGACCAGGCGUACCAGCGUCGGGGGCUGAGGAGCACUUCCUCGCAGCCACAGCCACUAUGCAGGUCACACCUGGGCCCCCUGGUGGGGCGGCUGCGCCAGAGGGGGGCGUCCUACCUGAGGUCCUGCCUGCCUGUUCAACCGCCCGACUCGGUGCCAUACAAGGUGGCCAUAGAGAACUCUGGAGCUCUUCGGAGCCACGUCGAAAACCAGGAGUCCUUUACUCAGCAGCUGGAGAGCUGUACAGCCAAGGUCAGGAAGCUAGAAGAGGAGAAGGAGCACUGGAUGCUGGAGUGGCAGCUCAUGCAGGCCAAAUUCGAGAGGCAGACCAAGGACCUGCUGCACGACGGGCCCAUGAUGCCCGGAGACUCCGGGGAUGGCCAGCUUAUUGCGUCGCACCUCAAGGCCCGCAUCCGAGAGAUGAUUCGGCAGAACCAGCUGGCAGACAGCAAGGCCGUCUACUUCCACGCCGAGUGCAAGGCCCUGCAGCAGCGGCUACUCCUGGCAGAGCAGCGGCGCACCGAGCUGGAGAGGCAGCUGCAGGAGACCCAGCUCACUGUGCAUCAACUCAGGGAGGAGCUGGGCUCUAUGUCACGCAGCUACGAGGACCAGCUGAGCACCAUGAGCGAGCACCUGGCCAGCAUGAACGAGAAACUUACGCAGCAGAAGGACGAGAUCGACGCCCUCCGCCACAACUCCAAGCUUGGCAAGAAGCUCAAGCCCAAGUGAUGGACCUGCAGCCAGGAAUGGCAGCACUCUCUUUUUCACCCCGUUGUGGCACCUUUAACGACGUUACGCCACUUUGGGCACUCCCAAGGACUACUCCAGGAGCAAGGACAUUCUGGCAGAGGCAGACUUGCGGGCACACCGCUGCCACGACCACUGGGGGCCAGGCCCCCGCCGCUUUGUGCAAUAAAGUGCUCCCCCAGAGAAACCCGCCUCA